This is a messenger RNA of Leptosomus discolor (cuckoo roller), 390 nucleotides long. NCBI's taxonomy places the organism in Eukaryota, Metazoa, Chordata, Aves, Leptosomiformes, Leptosomidae. The record is from RefSeq and is a predicted model, not a curated record.
GUACAAGCAGCUCCCCAACAAGUGGCUGAAGACAAAUUUGUAUUUGAUUUACCGGACUAUGAAAACAUCAACCAUGUAGUGGUCUUCAUGCUGGGAACUAUACCAUUUCCAGAAGGAAUGGGAGGAUCUGUCUAUUUCUGUUACCCGGACCAGAGCGGGGUGGCAGUGUGGCAGCUGCUGGGGUUUGUCACUAACGAGAAGCCAAGUGCCAUCUUCAAAAUUUCUGGUCUGAAAUCUGGGAAGGGAAGUCAACAUCCCUUUGGUGCCAUGAACCUCCCUCAGACGCCAACGGUGGCCCAGAUUGGAAUCUCAGUGGAACUGCUGGAGAACCUGGCCCAGCAGACUCCUGUUGCAAGUGCUGCUGUGUCAUCCGUAGAUUCAUUCACAGAG